GCAGCGUACCGAACAUGUGACCCACCGAACCGGAAGACAACCACCCAGAGAGAGCAGAGGCUGGUAGCGGAGAGAUGGCAGCCGCGGCUGUGGCUGAGUUUCAGAGAGCUCGGUCUCUUAUCGGAACUGACCGGAACGCUUCCAUCGAUAUCUUACACUCUAUAGUAAAACGGGACAUCCAGGACAGCGAUGAGGAGGCGGUGCGGGUUAAGGAACAGAGCAUCUUGGAGUUGGGUGGGCUGCUGGCGAAGACUGGACAAGCAGCAGAGCUCGGAGGCCUCCUGAAGUAUGUGCGCCCUUUCCUCAACUCCAUCUCCAAGGCCAAAGCAGCCCGGCUGGUCCGCUCCCUGCUGGACUUGUUCCUGGACAUGGAGGCAGCCACAGGUCAGGAGGUGGAGCUCUGUCUGGAGUGCAUCGAGUGGGCCAAGGCUGAGAAGAGGACGUUCCUCCGACAGGCGCUCGAGCCAGGGAUCAUUCACGCAGCAGAGGAGAAAGACUGGAAGACGGCGUACUCAUACUUUUACGAGGCCUUUGAGGGCUACGACUCCAUCGACAGUCCCAGAGCCAUCACCGCACUCAAAUACAUGCUGCUCUGCAAAAUCAUGCUCAAUGCCCCAGAAGACGUCCAGGCCCUCAUCAGUGGAAAACUUGCUCUGCGAUACGCAGGCAGACAGACAGACUCCCUGAAAUGUGUGGCACAAGCCAGUAAGAACCGGUCGCUCGCAGACUUUGAACAGGCGCUAACGGAGUACAAAGCGGAGCUGAGGAAUGACCCCAUCAUCAGCAUCCACCUGACCAAGCUGUACGACAACCUGCUGGAGCAGAACCUCAUCCGCGUCAUCGAGCCCUUCUCCAGGGUGCAGAUUACACACAUCUCCUCGCUCAUCAAGCUCCCUAAGAGAGACGUAGAGAGGAAACUAUCUCAGAUGAUUCUGGAUCAAAAGUUUCAUGGUAUUCUGGACCAAGGCGAAGGCGUGCUGAUCGUGUUCAACGAGCCGGUGGUGGACAAGACGUACGAAGCGGCUCUGGAGACCAUUCAGAACAUGAGCAAAGUGGUCGACUCGCUCUACAACAAAGCAAAGAAACUCACAUAAGAGAGAGUGAGAGCGUCUGUCCUCCUGUCGGAAGGGAUUUGGGCCAGUCAGAUCUCCUUCGUUCUCCCACCUCGAUCUGGAAGGGACGGAGGAGGGGGGACAGGGAGAUUACUAACAUUCAACCCAGUGAGCAAACCAACCUGUUGUCCAGAUAAAGACGAACCACCCCCACCCCAACACAGAAGAAGAAUGGAACGGGGUCACUCCUCUAUCAGCCCUCUGUUCUCCCUGCUUCUUCUCUCUGUCUCUUCCUCCUUUGGGGUUGAUCAGGGCACACAGUGCUCCUCCUAGUGGACCAAUCGCAGCACUGCGUUUUUUUUGUUGUUUUUUUUUUUCUCCUCUCCUCCCAUGGCUGGUUUCUACUCAAUGUAAAAUUGGACAAACUUCACUUUUCCUUUUUUGUUUUUUUGUUUUGUUUUGUUUUUUUUCCCUUCCAGUUUCUGUCUGUGCUGGCCAUCAGGGAAUCUUGUAAAAUAACAGUAGAGGAUAAAUAUACAGUACUUAUACAUACAUCUAUGAUAAACAAUGCUAAAAGUAAAAAAAAAAAAAAAAAGGUGUUCCGUUUGUUCUGAGAGCGGGAGAAAUGGCGCUUGGUUUGUCUGUAUGUCUUUAUUUGCCAGCCGGCGCUGAAACUGAAUGUUUGCAUUUUUCUAUAGUUGUGGAACACCAACUACAGGCCAACAGAUAAAUCUCUGAAUCUGCAGGGCAUCAGACCCCCACCACCUCUUCCGCUGUCACUCGUUCUUUCACAUGGAAUAGUGGGAUUGUGGGAAACACGGGGAACUUCUCUCCUGUCCACUCAAGACCACGGAACUUCCUCCCCCUCCCCAUGUACUACCACUACCUGUUUGUAUAUAAAAUUUCCAAUUUCCAAGCGCGUCUGUUCAUUCAAGGCUGGAUAUGUCCACUCCGCCCACCCUUACCUUUUUGUUUUUUUUUUUAUAUAUAAUGUGUAAGAACAGAAUAAACCUUGCCUCUGAAACCUUGGAUGCUCCCUCAAAGAACUUUUCUGGUUCUGAGGGGUAAGUUGGCUUUGCUGGAGAAAAUUGAGCUGUAAAUUUUUUGGGAACUGAAUUUUGCAAAGACUUAUGGGUUCACCUUGUAUGAAUUAGAGAAAGACAAAUGCUAAUAAAAAAAAAAAAAGAAACCGA
This is a messenger RNA of Gambusia affinis (western mosquitofish), 2245 nucleotides long. RefSeq names its product 26S proteasome non-ATPase regulatory subunit 11A-like. The record is from RefSeq and is a predicted model, not a curated record. Gene Ontology annotation, cellular component: proteasome regulatory particle, lid subcomplex. Lineage: Eukaryota; Metazoa; Chordata; Actinopteri; Cyprinodontiformes; Poeciliidae. The coding region runs from base 75 to 1094 and encodes 339 amino acids. Gene Ontology annotation, biological process: ubiquitin-dependent protein catabolic process. The transcript has 11 exons. Gene Ontology annotation, molecular function: structural molecule activity.